This is a messenger RNA of Thermothelomyces thermophilus ATCC 42464, 1104 nucleotides long. RefSeq lists its product as uncharacterized. NCBI's taxonomy places the organism in Eukaryota, Fungi, Ascomycota, Sordariomycetes, Sordariales, Chaetomiaceae. Bases 1 to 1104 code for a protein of 367 amino acids. The transcript has 4 exons. The record is from RefSeq and is a predicted model, not a curated record.
AUGGCACAAGUUUGGCCCGGGUUGGAAUUCGUUCUUGUCAAUCCUCUCACUCACCAGGAGGAGACGAAGACGCCACGAAGGUCCAACUGGUCCUUGUACCGAGCGGCAUGGCCCGUUAGGACCGUACUUUUGUCAUCUACAAACGCCCAAAGCACUACACCAGGCCUGCUUUUUACAGGUUUCAAGAGUCUACAAGGCCAGUGUUCACGAAACUCAGAUCUCUUCUUCCCAUACGCACUACCGUUUACGUCGAGUCAUUUCCAUCAUCAUGUUUUCCCCAUCUUGUUUUUUAUUUGUUUGUGGUUCUGGACGUCGUCAUCAACUCGUACUUGGAAAAACUUUGACCUCGUGGCCUCGUGCUGUGGCGGUGUUGCCGCCAGCUACAAGCACGUAUGUACUGUACAAGGCUGCAGGUCCAAAUGGGGCGUGGCGACGGACUCCCGGGCUGUUGUUCCUGAUCCCCCUCCACUCGCCGUCUCGCAUCCCGCAUCCCUUCCCCCGUCCCUCCCUUCUCCCCUUCCUCCGAGCGAGGAAAGCCGGGCUUCCCCCGGAUGGGGCUUCGGCGAAUGCUUCUCGAAGCCUUCUGAAUCAGGUAUGGUGAUUUCGGGAUAUCUCGGAAAGUCCCCCCUCCCCGCCCCGGGCACCCGAGCACCGAGCGCACACCCGGCCAUGGCCAAUCGGGGGAGCCUCGGCCGGGCUCGUGGUGGCCCGGGCGGAGGCAAGGGGGGGGGCGCCCUGGCCUCUGCCGAUGCGGGGACCGAGAAAGGCACCGACUCGUUGCGUUGCAUUCCUACGCAGCCCUUGCAGCAGAGAGAACCCAAUGGAACGGAUAUCUCCGAACUUGUUGAUCAGUGGCUCCGAAAUUCUGGCCGACGACAAGUCGGCUCGGGUUCGAGAUUCGUUCGAGGGCCUGGCCGGUUGCAGUCGUCAACACGCUCGAGGCGCUGCAACAAGAAGAAAAAAUUUGCGCCGUCAAUCCAGGACUGCCAUGAUCCAUCGCCGGGAAUCGUCGCUCUGCGUAUCAUCCCAGCGAUCGAGAUGGAGGGUGGGCAGAUGAGGGCAGAACCAACCGUGUCUUACUCAGACACCGUCAUGAUCAUGUAA